GGAAAACGAUAAAAUGUAGACGACAGUGUUCCGCCGUUAUUUAACUCUGGUUAAUAUGGUGUUUUUACCGCGUUCGCACGAAAAGUACUUACAUUCAAGCACAUUGCUUAGGAAGGAUGAGAACGGUCUUGUUGUCGCCUAUUUGGCCGACAAGGAGCGCUAAUGCGAUCAUAACCUAUACAACAUGCCCAAAAACCGAUGAAGGAUAUCCGGCUUAUAUUUCACCUGAAACAGCGAUAAAACUGUUUGAUGCUCCCAUCAUCUGUAGGACCGUGAAAACCCCUCCCCUGCUGCUGUGGGCGUAGAUGGCACCAUGCUGGAUAACACCGGUGAUCAAGUGGAGCAGCAGUCUGGGCGCUGCUCAGACUGUGGGUGCAGUUUUAAUCUUUCACAUCCUGACUCUGAGCCUGAUUCCGAUGACACUCCAGCCGAUCCUAAACAGCAGAAUAAAACAGACAGUUCUUCCAAAUGCCCAUCCUGCCAGGCAGGCAGCAGCCCCCAGAAUGGACGCCGGCCACACCGGCGCAUCCGCCUGGACCCUCACAGCUGCAGCCUGUGCUCCAAAACCUUCAUCUCUUCCGCUCACCUGACCCUUCACCUUGCUUCUCACAAUAAGGAAAGGAAGUUCAAAUGUAACACCUGUGGCAAGUUCUUCCAUCAGUCCUCCCACCUAAUGGCACACAAGAUAAUCCACAGCGGAGACAGGCCGUUUAAAUGCCCAGAUUGUGGUAAGACCUUUGGGCGCGCUUCACACCUGAAGACCCACCGUCGACUCCACACAGGCGAAAAACCUUUUAAAUGCACUUACUGUGACAAGUCCUUCACCCAGAAGGCUGGGCUACUGGCACACGUUCGUCUGCACACCGGGGAGAGACCAUACAAGUGCGAGCAGUGUGGCGAGGGCUUUCGCUCUUUGUCACUGCUGCUCUCUCACAAGGCUCAAGAGGCUUCCGGACAGGCCAAGUCACUGUCGCCACCACCGCUCAGCCAGCCUCAGAAAACACAAACCAACGGCGAAGAUCUGAAAUGCGGUGUCUGCUGUCGCACUUUUGUCAGGUCAUCUUAUAUCCGGCUGCACAUUCGCCUCAACAAAGGACAGAGACCAUAUCACUGCAAAGUGUGCAACAAGACUUUUGUCAAACUGGAAACAUUUGUGAACCACUGUGACAAACACCUGAGACAGAAAAAGGAUAAAAAUAAGGGGGUGGAAGACAAAGUCGUCAAACCUCCCCUGUUUGUUCCGCUCUCCAGGCCUUCUUCUCCUGAGUCCUUACCUGCUCAGCAGCUAUCCCAGGAGGUCAACACACGCUCCAGAGCAAAAGCAAAGAUUAAAACAGAGCCAUAGCCAGAAGGAGAGCGUCAGCUGAGACAGAGAUGGUGGCAGUAGUAUAAUGUUGGUGUUUUAAAAGGUUAAAUGUUUACAGAUGAUGGUAAGAAAGGGACAAACACCAGAUUGGUAGUUGAAACAGUUCCAAUUUUUAUUUAAUUUAUAUCAAUGUGAGUUCACUAAUUGUUAUUUUAAGAUGGUGAUUUCCAUUGUGAGCAGUUAUCUUUAAGCACUAUAAUAUUUUUAUUGAGGUAUCUUUUAGGCUAAUGUUUGUAACAUUUCAGAGGCGUACAUUGUUCUGAUCUUACAAUGUUAAAAUGAAAAAAAAAGGUCAUAUCUUAAACCAUUGUAAUUUAUGGUUUUCAUUAAUCUGUUCUUCUAAAUGCAUAAAAGCCUAGUGGCAUGUAUGUACAAACAAUAAAAAAUGUAAGUUAAAUGCUUAUUGUAAAACAAUAUGCCAUUUGAUGAAAAGUAA
Molecule: messenger RNA, 1802 nt
Organism: Maylandia zebra (zebra mbuna)
Lineage: Eukaryota; Metazoa; Chordata; Actinopteri; Cichliformes; Cichlidae
Source: RefSeq, a predicted model, not a curated record